UAAGAGCAAUCUCUUGCCCGCCCUCCAAGGCUUGAGUUGAGACUACGUCACGAGACUCUGCUAUCCCGUCGGGUCCCUUCAACUGGACGGACUGGCACUGGACCUGUGAGACUCAGGUCCGUGGCUAACCUCAAAUAAACCCACCAACCUUCAUCUUUGCAGCGGCCACAUCGCCCGACACCGCCAUCCAUCAUGGCUGAAGUCAAUCCAGAGCUUCAAGAACGCCUUGAAGAGUUGGAUCGCGAGCUUGAGGAAGGUGAUAUUACACAGAAGGGCUACCAGAAGCGACGAACUCAGCUCUUCUCUCAAUUCCUCGGUUCUCCUCCACCUCAAAUUGCUGCUCUCGCCGAACCUCAGUCUGGCCUACGCAUACACUCUCCCGAUGACUCGGCCCAUCCUUCAGGUGAUGGCCACCGCGCCGCUGCAUAUGCCUCUCUCGGCGCCAGCAGCGGCCCGAUCCCCGAUACACCAGACUCACCCAUAUACCGACCACAUUCUGGCUAUGCCCCGUCUUCAGAAUUACCGAGACCUCCGCCGGAGCAGGCACCGGCGUCGCUUUUGCGACCGGGAGGUCCCAUGGCUGCGGGAUCAACGGCUGCCCACCGAGACUCCCUCUUCUUCUCCCCCUCUCACGUCGUUGAGCCUGAAACCCGAACCGGUACCAUGAGAUCGGGGGACUAUGCUUUCAGACCAGAGCAGCAAGGCGCAUACCCUGAUCAGCAGUAUCAGCAGCAACAGUAUCAACAACCACCGCAGCAGCAACCUGAUGGACGAACAACCACGCUACUCGACUCGCAAGGAUAUUUCUCGGACUUCGCGGGACAGCAGCAUUAUGAUCAGGGCCAAACUAUCGAGUAUGGAGGACCUCAGCAGCGAUACUCUUCCAGCGAUGCCUUUUCUCCUACUGCCGCCAUGGCGCCGCCAAUGCUCACAACCAACGAUCUCCCACCUCCCGAGGCCCUCGAAUACCAACUACCACUAGACCCUCGCGAGGUCCCCUUCGCUAUUCAAGACCCCCAUGACGAUUCAACGCCAAUGUCAAAGUUCGAUAAUAUCGCAGCUGUCCUUCGACAUAGAGGCCGAACUAUCGCCAAGAAACCAGCAUAUUGGGUACUGGACAGCAAGGGCAAGGAAAUUGCAUCAAUUACGUGGGACAAGCUGGCGUCCAGAGCCGAGAAGGUGGCACAAGUUAUCAGAGACAAGAGCUCUUUAUACCGUGGCGAUCGAGUUGCGCUUAUCUAUCGCGAUUCUGAAGUCAUUGACUUUGCAAUUGCCUUGCUGGGAUGCUUCAUCGCCGGAGUUGUUGCUGUCCCCAUCAACGACUUGCAGGACUACCAACGCUUGAAUCACAUUCUUACCACAACACAAGCCCAUCUGGCCCUAACCACCGACAACAACCUCAAAGCCUUCCAGCGAGAUAUAACAACUCAAAAGUUGACAUGGCCAAAGGGUGUCGAGUGGUGGAAGACGAACGAGUUCGGUAGUUAUCACCCUAAGAAGAAAGAUGACGUCCCGCCCUUGGUCGUCCCCGAUCUGGCAUACAUCGAGUUUUCGAGGGCACCAACCGGAGAUUUGAGAGGCGUUGUUCUCAGCCACCGAACCAUCAUGCACCAAAUGGCUUGUCUUAGCGCCAUUAUCUCUACAAUUCCAGGCAACGGUCCAGGGGAUACCUUCAAUCCGUCUCUGCGGGAUAAGAACGGCCGACUGAUUGGUGGUGGCGCAAGUAGCGAGAUUCUGGUCUCAUACCUUGACCCCCGUCAGGGCAUUGGUAUGAUUCUGAGCGUGCUGUUGACGGUGUAUGGUGGCCAUACUACUGUUUGGUUCGACAACAAAGCCGUUGAUGUUCCUGGACUCUACGCCCAUCUACUUACAAAGUACAAAUCGACCAUCAUGAUCGCAGACUACCCUGGCCUGAAACGAGCCGCUUAUAAUUACCAGCAAGAGCCAUUGAUAACCCGAAACUUCAAGAAGGGAAUGGAACCAAACUUCCAGAUGAUCAAACUCUGCUUGAUCGAUACCCUGACAGUAGAUAGCCAGUUUCACGAAGUUCUCGCUGAUCGAUGGCUCAGACCAUUAAGAAACCCUCGUGCUCGCGAGGUUGUUGCUCCCAUGCUUUGUCUGCCUGAGCAUGGAGGUAUGGUUAUUAGUGUGCGUGACUGGUUAGGAGGAGAAGAACGCAUGGGCUGUCCUUUGAAGCUCGACUUAGAAGACGAAACAGAUUCAGAUGGCGAAGAGAAGGAAGAAACCGAGAAGCCUACAAUUUCCAAUGGCUUUGGCAGCCUUCUGAGUGGCGGAGGCACCACCACAACGGAAGAAAGAGCAAAGAAUGAGCUUGGCGAGGUUCUUUUGGACCGCGAGGCUCUAAAAACAAAUGAAGUUGUGGUAGUAGCCAUUGGAAACGAGGCCCGCAAGAGGGUGACGGAAGAUCCAAGGUUGGUUCGAGUUGGUGCCUUUGGAUAUCCCAUACCAGAUGCCACACUCUGUGUGGUCGAUCCUGAAACAGGUUUACUGGCUUCACCCCACUCUGUGGGUGAGAUCUGGGUAGACUCUCCCUCUCUAUCUGGUGGUUUCUGGGCACAGCCAAAGAACACUGAGCUCAUUUUCCACGCCCGCCCUUACAAGUUCGACCCAGGUGACCCCACGCCCCAGCCUGUGGAGCCCGAGUUCCUUCGAACUGGUCUGUUGGGUACCGUUAUUGAGGGUAAAAUCUUUGUUCUAGGCCUCUACGAAGACCGCAUUCGACAAAAGGUUGAGUGGGUUGAGCAUGGGCACGAACUGGCCGAAUACCGGUAUUUCUUUGUUCAACAUAUCGUUGUGAGCAUAGUCAAGAAUGUUCCAAAGAUCUACGACUGUUCAGCAUUUGACGUCUUUGUCAAUGAUGAACACCUGCCAGUUGUGGUGUUGGAAUCGGCAGCCGCCUCGACGGCACCGUUGACCUCUGGAGGGCCUCCACGACAACCGGAUACUGCCCUCCUGGAGUCGUUGGCCGAGCGUUGUAUGGAGGUCCUCAUUGGAGAGCAUCAUCUUAGACUGUACUGCGUUAUGAUCACAGCACCGAAUACGUUGCCACGUGUUGUCAAAAAUGGACGACGCGAAAUUGGAAACAUGCUUUGUCGCCGAGAAUUCGAUCUCGGCAACCUUCCAUGUGUGCACGUCAAGUUUGGCGUGGAACAUGCAGUUCUUAACCUUCCUAUUGGCGUGGACCCUAUGGGUGGUAUUUGGUCACCAUUGGCCUCAGACUCGCGUGCCGAGUUUCUGUUGCCAGCAGACAAGCAAUACUCGGGUGUCGAUAGAAGAGAAGUGGUUAUUGACGACCGGACAUCAACUCCAUUGAACAACUUCUCCUGCAUCUCUGACCUUGUUCAAUGGCGUGUAGCCCGCCAGCCAGAAGAAUUGGCCUACUGCACAAUCGACGGCAGAGGUCGAGAAGGUAAGGGCGUUACAUGGAAGAAGUUUGAUACCAAGGUUGCCUCCGUUGCUAUGUAUCUGAAGAACAAGGUCAAGGUGAGACCUGGAGACCAUAUCAUCCUUAUGUAUACGCAUUCAGAGGAGUUUGUUUUUGCCAUCCAUGCGUGUAUCUGCUUGGGCGCCAUCAUCAUCCCCAUUGCGCCCCUCGACCAGAACCGACUGAAUGAGGAUGUUCCUGCUUUCCUCCAUAUCGUGGCGGAUUACAACGUCAAGGCUGUGUUGGUCAACUCCGAGGUGGACCAUCUUAUCAAGGUCAAGCCUGUGGCCAGUCAUAUCAAGCAAUCAGCGCAGGUUCUGAAAAUCACCAGCCCUUCGGUCUACAACACAACCAAGCCGCCGAAGCAGAGCAGUGGACUGAGGGAUUUGAGAUUCACCAUUGACCCAGCCUGGAUCCGGCCGGGCUAUCCUGUUAUUGUUUGGACAUACUGGACCCCUGACCAACGACGUAUUUCAGUUCAGCUUGGUCAUGACACCAUCAUGGGCAUGUGCAAGGUCCAGAAGGAAACCUGCCAAAUGACCAGUUCAAGGCCUGUGCUCGGAUGUGUACGAAGCUCGACUGGUCUCGGUUUCAUCCAUACAGCGUUAAUGGGCAUUUACAUCGGAACACCUACCUACCUCCUAUCACCAGUGGAAUUUGCGGCUAAUCCCAUGUCUCUCUUUGUCACAUUGUCCAGAUAUAAGAUUAAGGAUACUUAUGCGACACCGCAGAUGCUUGACCAUGCCAUGGCUGCUAUGCAAGCCAAGGGUUUCACGCUGCACGAACUCAAGAAUAUGAUGAUCACUGCGGAGAGCCGACCAAGAGUUGAUGUCUUCCAAAAGGUCAGGCUUCAUUUUGCUGGAGCUGGUCUGGACAGAACCGCUAUCAACACAGUGUAUUCGCACGUCCUGAACCCCAUGGUUGCAUCGCGAUCUUACAUGUGCAUCGAGCCUAUCGAACUGUGGCUUGAUACACAAGCCCUUCGUCGUGGCUUGGUUAUUCCCGUGGACCCUGAAUCAGAUCCUCUUGCCUUGCUGGUACAGGACAGUGGUAUGGUUCCUGUAUCGACACAAAUCGCCAUCAUCAACCCUGAGAGCAGAGUCCACUGUCUUGAUGGCGAGUAUGGUGAGAUAUGGGUUGACUCUGAAGCCUGUGUCAAGUCCUUCUACGGUUCCAAGGAUGCUUUCGAUGCUGAGCGCUUUGACGGCCGAGCUGUUGAUGGAGAUCCGAACAUUCAGUACAUCCGUACAGGCGACUUGGGAUUCCUUCACAAUGUUAGCCGACCCAUUGGACCCAACGGCGCUCUGGUGGAUAUGCAGGUUCUGUUUGUUCUCGGAAAUAUCGGUGAGACUUUCGAGAUCAAUGGUUUGAGCCAUUUCCCGAUGGAUAUCGAGAACUCCGUGGAGCGAUGCCACAGAAAUAUUGUGCAGAAUGGCUGUGCUGUAUUCCAAGCUGGUGGUCUAGUGGUCGUUCUCGUUGAAGUCAACCGCAAGCCGUACUUGGCAUCAAUUGUCCCUGUUAUCGUCAAUGCCAUCCUGAAUGAGCAUCAGAUCAUUGUUGAUAUUGUCGCAUUUGUGAACAAGGGAGACUUCCCACGAUCUCGACUAGGAGAGAAACAGCGCGGCAAGAUUCUUGGCGGCUGGGUCAGCCGAAAGCUUAGAACCCUCGCACAGUUCUCCAUCCGCGAUAUGGAUGCUGAAUCUACUGCAGGUGACGUUAUGGACCAGGCUAGGGCAUCCAUGGUCAGCGUACGAAGCGGAGGCGGUGCAGCACCAGGAUCUUCCAGCUUGAGAAACGUCGAGCCAGCUCCUCAGAUCUUGGAGCAGGAGGAAUAUGACCAGGCAACUCCUCGUCAUGAGUAUGAGCCAACACAGACCAUGGUCUCUGAGCUUCCAGAUCAAGAGACACCGACAGGGUUCCAGCACGCACAGUUUGAGCACCCACCUCAAUCUGCAGGCUCUGGACCACCGACGCAGCUGAAUCUUUCUCACCAGCCUGACCAAGGAUUCGACAUCCCUGACUUUUCACGGUAUAGUGGUGCCGAGCAAGGGCAGGGCCUCGUUCACAGACGUCCUGUUCCUGGCCACGCACCACCUCCACCACCUGAGCCCAUCCCAGGGAACGGUCAAGCGCCGCCCCAGAUUCGGCUACCAGGCGUGGACGGGCGUGAAGAGGUGAGCUUUUGGCAACAGCAGAAUAAGGGAGAGAAGAGCGAGGAGGACUGGACAGCUGAAGCCAUCAUGCAUAUGAAUCUGGCAGGUGAUAUGAACCCUCGAUGAUAAUUACGACAUGCAACGUGAUGAAGCGGAGUUGGAGUUUGGAUUCAUCUAGAAACGAAUAUAGCAGACAAUUGUACUUAUUGGCCUAUGGCCGUCAUCUAUUUGCUUUCAUCAGAACAUCGUCUCAGUCUAAAUAUCUAGAGAGAGUCUACUACUUGAUUUGAAACUUUGCAGUAUAUAGCGAGAAGCAUUACAUGCAUAAGCGACUGUGUUUGAAAGACCAUGAUGAGCCUGGUGGCCAGGAAUCAGCUACGGAGAUGAGAUGUAUUGGGAUUUAUCUGUCUAAGUGUUGAGUGGCAAAACAUCUGGGAAAAACAGGGACUGGAGUAAAAAUGAUUCCUUGUACAGCACAAGGACAAAAGAUAAACCAAUCGACGCAGGCCUGAUUCGAACAGACGCC
Molecule: messenger RNA, 6124 nt
Organism: Fusarium verticillioides 7600
Lineage: Eukaryota; Fungi; Ascomycota; Sordariomycetes; Hypocreales; Nectriaceae
Exons: 4
Coding region: 193-5724 (1843 amino acids)
Cellular component (GO): cytosol
Source: RefSeq, a predicted model, not a curated record